GAAAAUCCAAGUACAAAUAUGGAACCAAAUGGCAAGCAUUAUACUCAAAUUAAAGAUGGAUUUUAUCUCAGAUUUUCUCAUUCUAAUUGUCUCAAGUGGGCUCGUUUAUGUCUCUUUUUCUUAUCCAAUUUGUCAAAUGGAGUUUCCAGGGCAUCCGCUGGCAGUGUACAAAGAGGACGUAGACUUGCUGCAAUUUUCACUCAACUUAGAGUUCUUGGAAGCAGAGUUUUUCUCGUGGUCAGCCAAUGGAUAUGGUCUUGAUGUAACUGCACCACAACUUGUUAUGGGAGGACCUCCUCCCAUUGGUGGCCGAAAAGCAAAUCUUGAUUUUGUUACCCAUAAUAUUAUCAACGAGUUUGCCAACCAAGAAAUUGGUCAUAUAAGGGCAAUCUUUUAUACAGUGGGUGGAUUUCCAAGACCUUUUAUGGAUAUAAGUGCUGAAAACUUUGCAAAAUUCUUUGAUGAAGCAUUUGGAUACAAACUGGAGCCUCCAUUUGAUCCCUAUAGAGACAGCUUGAGCUACAUGCUAUCCUGCUAUGUUCUCCCAUAUGUUGGAUUGAAUGGCUACGUUGGUGCAAAUCCCUUCAUCAACGGCUACAAAUCUAAACGAGUAUUGGCAGGACUGUUGGGGCCUGAAGCAGGGCAAGAUGCAGUUUGCCGUACCUAUUUGUACGAGAGAGCUGCUGAAAUAGUAUUCCCUUAUCCAUACACUGUAGCUGAAUUUACUGCUCGCAUUUCAGAUCUAAGAAACCGAUUAGGCAUGUGUGGAAUCAAAGACGAAGGCCUUUUUGUUCCCCCUCAACUUGGAGCUGAAAAUCGUACAACAAGCAAUAUACUCUCCGCUGAUUAUUUUUCUCUCUCUUAUCCAAGAACUCCUGCUGAGAUUCUAAGGAUUGUCUACGACACUGGCAAUGAGCAUGUUCCUGGAGGGUUCUUCCCCGCAGGUGCUAAUGGAAAGAUAGCAAGAGACUUCUUGAAACAACCAUGGAAUAAAGAAAAAACACAUUAAAUACUAUAUAUCAUGGAAAUAGAUUCUGUGGAGCUAAUAUAAAUAAAUGUCUUAAUUGAUGUUA
This is a messenger RNA of Nicotiana attenuata, 1073 nucleotides long. Its product is annotated as desiccation-related protein PCC13-62-like. The coding region runs from base 29 to 1009 and encodes 326 amino acids. The record is from RefSeq and is a predicted model, not a curated record. NCBI's taxonomy places the organism in Eukaryota, Viridiplantae, Streptophyta, Magnoliopsida, Solanales, Solanaceae. The transcript is spliced from 3 exons.